This is a messenger RNA of Pochonia chlamydosporia 170, 4767 nucleotides long. RefSeq names its product regulator of chromosome condensation (RCC1) repeat domain-containing protein. The transcript is spliced from 2 exons. Bases 1 to 4767 code for a protein of 1588 amino acids. NCBI's taxonomy places the organism in Eukaryota, Fungi, Ascomycota, Sordariomycetes, Hypocreales, Clavicipitaceae. Gene Ontology annotation, molecular function: protein binding. The record is from RefSeq and is a predicted model, not a curated record.
AUGAGUCACCUCCUGUGGAAAUAUUAUUGGGAAAACGAUGUCGACAAGUUUCGGCGUCUGCUGGCUCCUGCUGGCCCCCAUUCCCAUGCAGCGUCCAAAAGCCCAUCGAUAGGAAAUACUGGAGGCGGAUUCCUUGGCGCAAGUCCGAGUGGCCCAGGCUCUUCGCCUCGGACAACAACUCCCAAGCCGCGCAAAGCCUCCGGAUUUGCACAUGGACUUGGGAGAUUCAAAGAUGGCGGAGCUGUACUUAGCCGGAACGAAAUUAACAGUCGCGAUCAUGCUGGUCUGUCGUUACUUCUUCGCGUCGCCUCAUCUACUCAUCCGAACGCUAGAGACUUUGCUCAAGCUCUACUCGAACACCCUUCCCUCGAUCUCUACGCACAAGAUCCUGAGAGUGGAUGGAAUGCCCUCCAUCGAUCCCUCUAUGCCGGAAAUAUCUCCAUAGCUCGAAUGCUUCUGGCCAAGGAACGCACUGACCUAACAAACCAUACCAAUAUCUCAUCCGUUGGCAAAGUUGGCCAGCUUAUAAAGACCAAAGAUCAUGAGGGCAACAGUCCAUUCGACUUAUACAACUCGAGUAUUGCUACAAGAGCAUUAAAAAAUAAUCGAGACUUGAUCGAGACAAAUGAGGAGUCAGAUGUCGAAGACAGCGAUGGCGAGGUUGCCCAAGGAGCCGCCAGCGUGUCGUUUGGCAUCGGCCAACCUGCCAUGGGAGACGAAUUUUACAUGUUUGGAAGCAACAAAAAUAUGUCUCUUGGUGUUGGCGACGAGAAUGAUCGGCAGUAUCCAGAACGCAUCGUCCUUGAACGGCCAAACGAGCUACUACGCCGAUUUCAUGAGGACUACUUAAGCAGCCAACAAACGGACUCCCCAUUCUCUGCGUCGGAUUUGGAUGAUAUUCCCACCCUAGUCCGCAACCCUCCUUUGACUAUUCGGGAUAUUGUCAUGUCCAAACUCCAUACUGCGGUUGUGACUGAUGAUUCAGCUUCAAACCUCUACAUUUGUGGCGUCGGUCGCGGAGGAAGACUAGGCUUGGGCGAUGAGAACACCCAAUUCAAGUUCGUGCCAGUACCGGGGCCUUUUGUCGAUCGCAAAGUCCGGCAAGUUGCUUUGGGCCAGAAUCACUCGAUGGCUAUAACCGACAAUGGCGAGCUGUGGACUUGGGGUCUUAACUCGGACUCUCAGCUGGGCUAUACUCUUCCUCCCGUCAUGAGGUCUGACGAAGAGCCUAUGAGCCUGUCACCACGACAGGUCUUUGGACCUCUGAAGAAGGAAGCGGUGCAGGGCAUCGCCGCGUCGGCAAUUCAUUCUGUUGCCCAUACUGGGUCAGCUCUUUACUGCUGGGGCCGAAACCUUGGACAGCUCGCUCUCAUGGAUGCUGAUUCGAGGUCACUAGAAGUGCAGCAGAUACCACGCAAGGUGGCAGCCUCGCUGCUAUCGGCUCCUAUUGAGAUGGUGUCGGCGAUAGACAAGGCCACGACAUGUCUCCUUGCGAACUGGACCGUCUGGGUUUUCACUAAUUACGGUUACAAUUUGAUCAAAUUCCCUUACCCUGACGUGUUUAGCAAUCACAAUUUAUCGGCCAGUUCCUAUACGCAUCGGUAUGACGUAGGUCGCCGCAACAUUCAGUAUAUUGCGUCUGGAGGGGAAACAAUCGCUGCCGUUACCGCGUGCGGUGACCUCUUCACCAUGCAGCUGAACAAUAAAGUAGACAGCAACCAGAUUGCUGGCUCUACGACGAACCCCGUUAAAAUUAAGAGUGCUGUCACCCAGCCUCAGUGCAUAUGGGACUCACGAAAGGACGGGGUGACUUCUGUGAGUGUUGGUGAGCAUGGAUCCGUCAUCAUCUGCACUGAAUCAGGUGCAGUCUGGAAGCGAGUCAAGCGCACCAAAGGAAACAUGGCCGCAUUUGCUAGUUCGCUUGAUACAAAGAAGAAGGAUUUCAAGUUUGAGCGUGUUCCGUAUAUCACGAACUGUGUGGGUGUUUGUAGCUCAACUUUCGGGGCAUUUUCAGCAAUCCGCAAAGACAGCAAAGUCAUGUCUACAGAUAUCAGCAUUGCGAAUCAAACGAUCUGGGAUGACGUGGGCUCUUUACUUUGCCUGAACGAUUUUAGAGCGUCAACCACCACUUCGGUUGAGAAAACUGGACGAAAAAAGUGGGAUGCUGCAAUUGCCAGAGAAAAGCCCGGGUCGGUGCCUCAUGAGAUUUUACAAUCAGCGAACAUCGAACAGGAUUUGUUGCAGUGGGUGCAAAUGAACUCAUUUCAGUACAACGACCUGAAUAUGGCAAUUCGGACUUCGUCAAACCCAGACCUCAGAGUGCCCGUACAUAGCUGGCUGCUUGCAGCUCGAAGCCCAGUUCUCCGAGAGGCAUUGUCUGAGUUUCAGAUCAGUGGGAACAAGGACGCCCUCGCCGACGUAGUUUUGAUUGAGCAAGACGAUGGCAAAGCACUCCUUACGUUUGUUGGCAUUGACAUCUACACUCUGCUGAACAUUGUGGUGUUCGCCUAUCAAGAUGCAAUCAUUCCGGUGUGGAGAUAUACGAGGGAAGCGCCUCCACUGGCAUAUCGUUUCCGUCAGGUGCGAACGGAACUGAUGAAGCUUGGGACCAGACUCAGUAUGCCGAAAUUGGAGACGGCAGCCAGACUUCAAGCCGGUUUAGAACCAUCUUUGGACGAAGACUUGCGAGAGGCUGUCGCGGACCCGGCUUUCUUCCAUGACGCUGACAUGGUCAUUGAGCUGGAUGGAGACGAGGUUUUGGCGCACAGCCAUCUCGUCUGCCAGAGAUGCCCCUUUUUUGAAGGCAUGUUCCAUGGUCGGUCCCAAGGUCAAUGGCUGGCUGGCCGUCGCAAUACCGCAAUGGAAACAGAGCUGGUCAAGGUAGACCUGAACCACAUCAGCCCGGACACGUUCCAUUAUGUGAUGGAAUUUCUCUAUGCUGAUGUCGGUGAGGAUAUAUUCAAUAGUGUUUGCAUCGGGACCCUGGAUGAGUUCUCGGAGCUGGUUCUUGAUGUGAUGGGCGCCGCGAACGAACUGAUGCUAGAUCGCCUGUCCCAAAUUUGUCAAAGCUUGAUCGGCAAAUUUGUUACAACCCGCAACAUUGCAAACCUCCUCAACGAGAUUAGCCCUUGCUCAGUAACUGAAUUCAGGGACGUUGGGCUGGAAUACAUUUGCUUGCAACUGGAAUCAAUGCUGGAGAACCAUCUCCUCGAUGGCCUUGACGAAGAUAUCCUUUUAGAUUUGGAUGAUGUAGUGCGAAACAAUCAGCUGGCUAGGUUUCCUAUUGUGCGAAGUGGACGAGCUGACCUUCUGCUUCAUGAACAGUAUCCAGACUUGGCGCUUGAUAUUGAGGAGGAACGUCGCCGUUGGGUGAAAGAAAUGGCAUUUAAAGCCGUACAGAAGGACGAGGAAAAGAAGCUAUCAUCCUCGUACAAAGCACGCGUUGGCAGUCUGGACGAAUCGGCAAUGGCAACACAGACUCCGGAUCGGUCUCGCCGCAAGUCGAGAGCUGGGCGGAAUGAACCGUUUAGUCCUGCUUUACGGCCAAAAGAUUCUCUUGCAGAUCUGAUAUUUGAAAUGGAUGACGAGGCUAGUCCAAAGGUCAGUGGUCCGACAUCGCCAGAGAUGUUAGCUUCCUCAGGUGCCCGAAAGGAGCCGGACCUGGAUAAUAUGCCCAAGCUCCCAGAAGCCUGGCGAAGCGCCAGUGGUAAACCAAUGGGCGACCUUGAUAUCACAAGCUCCCCAGCAUUGGACCAGUUCUCCCUAUCCCAACUACCUGCGUCUCAAAUUGCAGCGGUACACCGGGGGAGCAGCUCCAUUCAACCCGUAUCACCACCAACAAAAGCCACCAAUGCUCCGUGGGCAUCACCCAUUCUACCUGCGUCAAAGCUGGACUUGAAAGAUAUCAUGCAGGAAGCUACGUCGAAAUCGGCGCUCACGGCCGGUUUAGCGUCACAGGCCAACAAGGCAGCUUCAUCAAGCAAACCACUGGCCCGGAUGUCUCAAAAGGAACGAAAGAGACAACAAGUUCAGCUAGCAGAGGUCGAGGCAGCCGCUGAGAAGGAAAAAUCUACGUCGGUGCCUUGGCAAGAAGCCAGCUCUGGCGCUCGACCUGCACCUUGGAAGGCGGCUACCACAGCACCAACUACGUCAUUGAAGGAUGUCAUGCAGUCCGACAGUGCACAACAUGGAGGCCAGGCGUUGUCCAAGAAACCUCUUUUGGCGGCAGAAGCCAUUCCUCAGCUGUCAAGGCGGAGAACAGCCUCUCCUGAUACUCGUUUCCCAGGACAGGGCCGUGCUAAUAGCUCGCCGGCGAUACCUACGACAUCGACAUCACGGUCAUCCGAGAAGAAACCGCUUGUGCCGCAUUCCAAAUCGUAUAUCAAGCCAACAGCAAAGGCUGAACCAACACUGGGUGCAAGCAUGGCGGAUAUUAUCGGACAACAACAGUUAGAGCAGCAAAGGGUCAAGGAAGCUGUAGCUAAGCGAUCACUCCAAGAGAUUCAAGAGGAGCAGGCCUUCCAGGAAUGGUGGGAUCAGGAGAGUCGUCGAACACAAGAGGAGGAAGCCAGAAGACAAGCUAGGGGUAAGGAGAAGGAGCAAUCUGGCAGUAACAGACGCGGACGAAAGGGCAGAGGCGGCAAGCCAAAGCCAAUUGACAGCUCUGGUGGCGGUGAGAAGACAGGUGAAGUUGUGGCAAAGCGAACAGGUGGCAGCGCAGCUCCUUCGAGAGGCAGGGGAGGCAAAGCUAAAGGAGGCAAAAACUGA